GGGGGUUCGCCAUGGCUGAUGGUGGGGAUGCGUUGCGCGCUGUGCUCCGCGCCGCCAACACCCUCCUGCAGCAGCGCCGCUACCAUGAGGCGCUCGCCGUCCUCAAGGGCUUCCGUAAUGGGGCCGUCUACGGAGCAAAAGUUCGUGCCCCACAUGCCCUGGUGAUGACUUUCCUGUUCAAGAGUGGAAGUUUAAGAGAGAAACUGAAAUCCAUUGCUCAGGCUACAUACACUCAUUCCCGGAACCUGGCCUAUUUUGUGUUCACCUACAAGGGGCUGAUGGCGUUGCAGUCUCGACUGCAAGGGAAAAAAGUCCCCUUUCAUUCUUUCUUUGCAGCCUGCAUUGGGGGUUGGCUGGUGUUUGGUGACAACAACCCCAUCAACAGCCAGAUUGUCAUGUACCUGCUGUCCCGUAUCCUCUUCGGCUUGUCCCGCCUGGCAGUGGAGAAGGGCUACAUCCCCCAGCCAAAGCAGGAUCCCUUCCCUCUCGUUGCUGCUCUGAUAUGGGGAACAGUUCUGUGGCUCUUUGAAUACCACAGGCAGACUCUGCAGCCUUCUCUGCAGUCCUCCAUGACCUACCUGUACGACGACAGCGAGGUGUGGCAUGACGUCUCCGACUUCCUCAUUUACAACAAAAGGACAGACAGCAAGUAGGUGGCUCACCAGAAAAGAGCUUUUUCCCUUCCAGCAGCAAAGGGAAAAGGUUGUUCUCUUGCUCCUGACUGGUGAUUUAUUUUUAAUUGACAUCUCUCCAGCAGAGCUGCCUUCUGUGGCCUGGCCAAAACAUUCCCAUCGGUCCUCUCUUGGCUCUGUUCAGAGCAAGGAAAUACCCACAGAGACUUGGUGCAGUCUGUUGUUUUUCUUAAGAGAGGCCUUACUUUCCCUGUGCUGUGGUUUUGAGGUUCUUGGGGGUUUUUAAGAAUUUAAAUAUGGUUAUAAAAUGGCAGUGGGGAGUUUGCCUCACCAUGAGAAAGUGUUUUGGGGAUCACCCCAAUGCUUACAGGGCAGAAGUGUUUUCCUGUGCUGGGAGAGGGGGAGCUGCUCAGGGCUGGAAACAGGGACAUUGUUUCUUUCUUCCUGUGGAUGACUGGAGGUCUCCUGUAAGCUAUGA
Dryobates pubescens (Downy woodpecker) is the source of this 1110-nucleotide messenger RNA. RefSeq names its product peroxisomal membrane protein 4 (gene PXMP4). The transcript has 4 exons. Lineage: Eukaryota; Metazoa; Chordata; Aves; Piciformes; Picidae. The record is from RefSeq and is a predicted model, not a curated record. Gene Ontology annotation, cellular component: peroxisomal membrane. The coding region runs from base 12 to 653 and encodes 213 amino acids.